UCAGAUGUGUGAACGUAACACGGGUCGGAGGCUGCGGCAGUGGCUCAUCGAGCAGAUCGACAGCGGGCACUACCCCGGGCUCAUCUGGGAGAACGACGGCAAAAGUCUCUUCCGAAUCCCCUGGAAACACGCCGGGAAGCAGGAUUACAAUCAGGAAGUGGACGCCUCCAUCUUCAAAGCCUGGGCGAUAUUUAAAGGGAAGUUUAAAGAGGGCGACAGGGCGGAGCCGGCGACGUGGAAGACGCGCCUACGCUGCGCGCUCAACAAAAGCCCCGACUUCGAGGAGGUGACGGAGAGAUCCCAGCUGGACAUUUCGGAGCCGUACAAGGUGUACCGCAUCGUCCCGGAGGAGGAGCAGAAAUGUAAGAUGGUCGGCUCCAACCUGAAUGAUCUCACAGACAUGGACUGCAGCUCAUCGGAAAUGGAGACGCCUGCAGAUGACUAUUUGGUGAACAUAAAGCGCAGCCCCUCCCCGGCCAAGGACACGUGUCAGAAGCCGCCGUCACAGGACUGGUGGAUGUACCCUCACGGCACAGGGAUGCACAUGGACGGGUACGGCAUGUAUCCCAGUGAACCGGCUUCUCACGGAUUUUCACAGAUGAUCAUCCAGUUCUACUAUGGAGGGAAGGCCGCCAGCCAGGUGACGACGACGCGGGUAGAAGGGUGCCGCCUCUCCUUGCGCCCGUCCACCGCCAGUGAAAAGUAUUACCAGUUGGAAAGUUUCGAGAAUAUCGUAUUCCCGCCGGCCGAAUACAUCAUGAGCGAGCGGCAGCGGCAGAUCACCAAGAAGCUGUUCGGCCACCUGGAGAGGGGGGUCCUCCUACUCAGCAACCGGCAGGGAAUCUUCAUCAAGAGGCUGUGCCAGGGCCGGGUGUUCUGGAGCGGGAACUGCAUGCCGUACAAAGAUCGCGCGCACAAGCUGGAGCGGGAUGAGAUCACCAAGAUCUUCGACACCAAUCAGUACAUAAGAGAGUUCCAGCAUUGCUACUCCAAUCAGCUGAGACUUCCAGACAGCAAAGUGACGCUGUGCUUUGGGGAGGAGUUUCCUGACGCCACGCCGCUGCAUAUGAAGCUCAUCAUUGUCCAGGUUGAACAGCUCGGCUUAAGGCAGCUGCUGGAAUCCUCUGCCAAAAACUACAACGUGGCCGGUUUGCACCUGGCCGCCGACUCUCCAAUGGACUCCAUCCAACGUCACCUCCCGGAUCCCUGCACCACCCACCAGAGGGCGUUCUACCGGGACACCCCGCAGAUCACCGUCUGAGCCCCCGCCCUCCGCACCCCCCUCUGCCCGUAUUUUUACCUGUACAGUCAAAAAUAAAUUUAUAUUUUUAUA
This is a messenger RNA of Nanorana parkeri, 1333 nucleotides long. RefSeq names its product interferon regulatory factor 8 (gene IRF8). Gene Ontology annotation, cellular component: nucleus. Gene Ontology annotation, biological process: immune system process; regulation of transcription by RNA polymerase II. Bases 5 to 1261 code for a protein of 418 amino acids. The record is from RefSeq and is a predicted model, not a curated record. The transcript is spliced from 8 exons. Gene Ontology annotation, molecular function: RNA polymerase II cis-regulatory region sequence-specific DNA binding; DNA-binding transcription factor activity, RNA polymerase II-specific; protein binding. Lineage: Eukaryota; Metazoa; Chordata; Amphibia; Anura; Dicroglossidae.